Penicillium samsonianum is the source of this 864-nucleotide messenger RNA. RefSeq lists its product as uncharacterized. Lineage: Eukaryota; Fungi; Ascomycota; Eurotiomycetes; Eurotiales; Aspergillaceae. The coding region runs from base 1 to 864 and encodes 287 amino acids. The transcript is spliced from 4 exons. The record is from RefSeq and is a predicted model, not a curated record.
AUGUCUGCUCAAUCUUUUUCCUCUGACAACAGGCCUCCCUCUCCUUGCUCCGCUGCGAGUCCGCUCAAUUCAUCAGUGCCAUUUAUCCCCAUAUCUAUGCUCGCUCCUCGAACAACAGACAGUGACACUCCUCAACCUAUUUUAAUGUCUACUGUUGCAAUGACCACGCCUCCUCCAACGCUCGGUCUUCGCGGUGAAUACAACCCAGAACUUCGCAACCGCAAUGAAUGGGCUAGGCUGGCUGCAACCCUCACUGCUCUGGGAACAAUGAAAGAAGCUUCGACGGGGCCCCCGAAAAAAGACUUCAGUUCUCUGUGGGCUGCUCGAGAUGCCGAUUUUAGCUUCGAGCUUGUCUACCAGAACCGAACUCUGUCAACUUUUGAUGUCCUCCAUCAGAUACACUCCAUCAAGCUCAAUGCGCUAUUGUUGACUCCUAGUCAGCUGAACGUAACUACGAGACAUCAUACUGCGACUGCAAUCCAGAAGUUUACUGAAGCUAACAAGAGCUCAUUGGGGGUGAUUGUGUACUUAAUGGAUGCGAGCUCGUCGGGUAACGAACAGAUCGAGGCAGUGCAGUCUCUCGGCGCACUACACCACGGCCUUUCGUUGGGCUUCGCAGAACCGCCCCCCGUCCUUGUUGUGUCUGAUGCUUCCUACCUUCUGGAUUGCAUAGGCGCUUACAUGAAGAGUGUCUCUCGGGCAAACCCUAUUCCAGCCAACACCCCUGGAGAUAAACCAUUGUGGUCUAAAUCGCCUACGCCUGCGCCUACAUCGUUUCCACCUACCUCGUUUCCGCCUACCUCGUUUCCGCCUACAUCCUUUCCGCCUUCAAAAAUUUCGUUUUCAGCCCAGGACAAAAAGUGA